Stylonychia lemnae is the source of this 555-nucleotide messenger RNA. The record is from the annotation of a GenBank genome assembly. NCBI's taxonomy places the organism in Eukaryota, Ciliophora, Spirotrichea, Sporadotrichida, Oxytrichidae.
AUGGCUUUACGUUAGAGAGCACCUAUGUUCUCUAACUCUUUCAUCCAGUCUUCAUAGGCGAUGGCUAUAAGAGGUCCUAAAAAGAAGAAGGUGGCUGCAGUUGCUGCUCCUGAUUCAAGUGAUAUUGUAAACAUAUGGAAAGACAGACCAGACCCAUAAAUUCAGGCUUCUGAGAGAUACCCCCCCUGGCUAUUUAAUCUUCUUGAGGAGCAUUAUACUCCAGAUGAUGUAGUCUUAUAGAUCUAUCGUGGUGAGAGAGUGCCUGCUGACUUCGAACAGUGGGCUUUGGCAAGAGCAGUGCGUAGAGAUUUGAUGAAGGAUUUGAAUAAGUUAGAGAAGGAUGAGUGGCACUAUGAGAGUGAAGAUGACGAGGGAGAAGAUGUAGGUAAAUUCAAUGAAGAUGAAGCCGAAGGGGGUGAUGCUGAAGGCGGAGAGAAGAAAGAAGGCGAGGAGAAGAAGGAAGGAGCUGCUGCUGCUGGCGGAGCCGGUGGUGCUGGUGGCUAGAAAAAGGAAGGAGAAGAUAAAAAAGAAGGAGGAGAAAAAGAAAAAAAGUGA